Messenger RNA from Plasmodium vivax (malaria parasite P. vivax), 4173 nucleotides. RefSeq lists its product as hypothetical. The coding region runs from base 1 to 3786 and encodes 1261 amino acids. NCBI's taxonomy places the organism in Eukaryota, Apicomplexa, Aconoidasida, Haemosporida, Plasmodiidae. The record is from RefSeq and is a predicted model, not a curated record. The transcript has a single exon.
AUGAACAACUUCCUGGUGAGGGUCCACACGGAGGACGACCAAAUCAGAGACGAACUUCACAACCAAUUCGCGCAGAACUUCCUUUCGGGGAACCCCCCCAAAGAGGCGCCACACGGCUCUCAAAAAUGGGAAGAAGCGCCGAGCGACUCUCAAAAAUGGGAGGAGCCGCCAAAAGACUCUCACAAAUGGGAGGAGCCGCCAAAAGACUCUCACAAAUGGGAGGAGCCGCCAAAAGACUCUCACAAAUGGGAGGAGCCGCCAAGGUAUCUCCUCACGGAGAGUUACGUAAACACAUAUUUGACUCCCUUCUUGAUUAGAAGUGACGAGGGGGGUCCGUACCACAGCGUGUUUUGCCAGCUGGAUGUGGGGGGUGCGGCUAACCACCACCAAGGCGAUAACCACCGCGAAGGAGAUAGCCACCGCGAAGGAGAUAGCCACCGCGAAGGAGAUAGCCACCGCCAAAGCGAUAACCGCGCCGGGGGCGACCGGCACACGCUCCUGCUGCAGCUGUGGGGGUCCCAGAUCUACUUCGAAGACAUGGAGGCGGAGGACUUCCGCGUGAAGACAAACCAGCAGGGGAAGCAGUUCCGAGAGUACAAAAUAAAAAACAGAGAUGUGCUGCUGCUUCACGGCAGUUGCACCUACGCAGAUGUGAAAGACUUAUAUGACUACCUUAGCAAGAACAAAGAGGACUUGGAAAGCGCGCUCAACUCACUGGAAGGAAGUUUCUUCCUCCUCUAUCUCCAUUAUUCAAACGAACAUGCAAAGGUACACUUAUGUACCGACGCUUGGGGAAUGAAAUCGCUCAUCUUCUUCUACGAGCAGUCAUCCAUUGUGCUAACCAAUUCGUAUGGCCUGUUCUUUAACUACAAUUUUAAUUUCACCAAAGGGGAGGGAGGCAAUUACCUCUUUGAUGAUUUUUCAGUUGAGGAAGAGCUCAACGUGGUUCACCACCAUGGGGUGUUUCAAGCAGAAGAUAAGCCUCUUCCCAAGUGGAGUGCAUCCCCCACAAAGGGGAGACAAUCACAAAAAGAAGGAGAGAUGACCCCCCAAAGUGUUAUUAUCAACGAGAAAGUCGGCACACAGAUACCCCCCUACUACAUUUACAUACUAAAUAUAUUUAAAAAAAAAAAGGUAAUAUUAAAUAGAGUCCUUAAAAAGACCAGCAUCUACACCAGGUACACCGAUUGGACUGGCGACCACCUCUCUGUUGAAGAAAAUUUUAACCGCAUCUGCAAUUUUGUUGAAAGGAAUUCCUCCCUACUCGGUGGUCAUGAAAAAGAGUGGACUCUCCUGAAAUGGAAGAUUCACAACUCGGUGGGGGACCUCAUUCAUGGGGAUGAGGACCAACGGAGGGACGCCCAGACGGUGCUGAACAACAGUUUCGUUCACCUGUAUAUGAAAUUGCUAAGUGGAGUCAUUGAGAGGAAGAUCGGGGAGGUUUUCCCCAUCUCGGGAGGGCACUCUGCAGUAGGGAAAAAUCGCCUGAACGGUGCAGGUGAGAAUGAGCAAAAGGGAGAAGCAGGAAAAGCGGAGAAAACGGAGAAAACAGGAAAAGCAGGAAAAACAGAAAAAAAAAGAGAAGCUGAAAAAGCGGGAAAUUUUUCCUUUUUACAGAGUGCUUCCCGCAGAGUGAAGCGCGACCAAGUUGGGGGGAAAGCCCACUCGGUGGGGAUCCUCUUCUCGGGAGGGAUCGACUCAACCCUGCUGGCCUUAACAACGAUACGGGCCUACUUCAGUCGGUGUGCAGACGGGUACGUCGAGCUGAUCAACGUCUCCUUCGAAGACAACGCCGUCGACAGGUACACCGCCCUAAUGGCGUACGAACAAAUUGUGAAGUUGCACCCGCACGAUGACAUCAGGUUAGUCCUUGUGGACGUCUCCCCGAAGGACCUACUCAAAUACGAGCGGAUUAUUUUUUCGUUGAUGUCUCCGAACAGCACUACUAUGGAUUUCAACAUUUCGGCUGCCUUUUUUUUCGCCAACUUGGGGAGGGGGGUCCUUUUCCCGCGCUCCUUUUUCCGGCGCCCGGAGUGGGCCUUCAUCAGGGCGCGCGCCUCUCCCGAGCUCAACGUGGUGGGCGCGACCGCGAAAGGGGUAGCCGCGAAAGGGGUAACCUCUACAGGAGUAACCUCUACAGGCGUAACCGCUCCAAACGCAGCCGCUCCAGCCGCUCCAGUCGCUCCAACCGCUACCGCUGCGAAGGCCAAGUGCAGCGCGUGCGAGUUCGUCAGGAGCGGGAAGUGCGUGCACGGGUGCUGCUCCGCCUGCUGCAGGAAGCUGCGCUACGUCUACCGGAGGGAGUUUUCCGAGGGGGGGGCAUCGCAGGAGCCACGCAGUGGAGGCAUCUACCAAAUGGAGCGAGACGCACACCAGGGAGGAACUGUCGGGGGAAAGCAUAGCGGAACUGUCGGGGGAAAGCAUAGCGGAACUGUCGGGGGAAGCCGUGGAGGGGGGACCCUCUACCUAAUUGUGAAGAAGAAGAGGGUCCCAAUUAACUUCGAGCUUUUCCCCGAGUGCCCCGCGCACAGGGGCCGGGUGUACGAUUAUGGGCGGAUCGACUCGCUCUUCCGGGAGUUCAGCAGGGAGGUUGGCAGUGGGGCGGUUGGAAAGAAGGAGGUUGGAAGUGAGGCGGUCGUCAGUGGGGAGGCCGUCAGUGGGGAGGUUGCCAGUGGGGACCUAUACGAAUUCUGCAGUGACCCUCACAACCCCAACUUCGUAGACCGCUUUGCUGCCAAACACGCGGAAAACGACCCCCUCACAUUUGAGCAAAUAAAGAGCCUCUUCUCCGUUAAGGCGAAAAGGAAAGGCCAUCAGGGGACCAGUGCGGACGAGCAGAGGGAACCAUUUUUCGUAGGAGAGGAGGCCCUUAAAGAGGAGGCGCUGAAAGAGGAGGCCUUGAAAGAGGAGGCGCUGAACUACCUCAAGAGAGACCUUUACCAAAGUAGCAGUGACCCCGACUGCGUCGCUCAGGAGGGUUCGUACCAGUGCGCCCACCAGCUGCUGAUCAUUGGUAGCGGGGCGGAUGAACUGUUUGGAGGCUACUACCGCCAGAAUAGCGGGCACCUGGUAAGGGGAGAGCGAAGUGGUGAGGCAAGUGGAGAGACAACAGGAGAGACCGGAGGAGAGACCAGAGGAGGGGCAGGCAAACCCAAACGGGGAACACCCUCUAAGAAAAACGAAAUGAUGAAAGACAUUAGAAGAAUCUGGAGCCGAAAUCUGUACCGAGACGAUCGCAUCCUAAGCUUUAGUAGCUUCUCUAAUAAGGUCCUUUUAUACCCCUAUUUGGAAAUCAGCCUCGUUGAUUUUCUCCUUUCGGUUUCCUUUUACAUGGUAGAGGCUCCCCUUGGGGGGUCGGCACAGAGGCAAGGGCCAUCCUGUUUGAAGCCAAAUGUGACAGAGGGGGAGGAGCCCUCAAAAGUGAGGGGCUUAUGGGAAGAUCUGGACGAGUGCUCCCGCCUGUAUGAUCUUAUGAGGACCCACAAAGUUAGCAAGUGGGUUCUACGCAUGGCGAUCUUCUUCUCGCAGGGCAAAGAGUUGAUGCUCUUCAAAAAAAAGGCUAUUCAGUUUGGCUCAAAAGCGAAGAACGUGCGGAUGUACAUGCGGGAGUGGAUCUCCCUUGAGGGAGGCCGGCUCGCAGGGGGGGAGAAGCUCACAGAGGGAGUCGUCACAGAGGAGGGUGCGGCUUCAGGGGGGGCUACCUCAGGGGCGCUGCACGCUUCUCCCAAAGGGCUCCCCCCCAGCGACAGACAGAAGGGGACUGACAGGUACACCCUGCUCUCCUGAGGGGGGUAGCGGUUCAUGCAAACAGAGGUGAGGACGCAGUUGCCGUUGGCCGCUAGUGCCGCUGACCGCCAUUGCCGCUGACCGCAGUUGCCGCUUCACACCCGUGGCGAGAACCCCCCUGCGUCAAAUUUUCUCCCCUUAAAAAUGAACGGGUUAGCCACCACCGCUAACGCUGCUAACGCCGCUAACUCCGCUAACGCCGCUUUCCAUCUGUUUGAGGGCCGCGCCCACCUGGCCAAAGGGAACGACGAAGACCGUGGCGAACUCCUUGUAAGUGACCUCCCUGUUCUUCUGCUCCACCGCUUCGUAAAACUUCUUCACGUUAUUGUUAUUCCACAUGACGUGGUCAGUCUUGUGCUGAAAGAAGUGCUCCUCCUCGUAGUUUGC